AUGAGCGUGUGCGAUCUGUCGGUCUUUAGUUUUAUUGAUCACUUAAUAUCGAAGUCAACAUCUCGGUUAACUAUUCGUGGACUCAGUAAUAAAAAGCUGAAAAGGAUUCUGCGGAUUCAGUCCUAUGACCUGAAUUUCAAUUUCCAGAAAGGGCCACACAAAUAUUCAAGUGGCAAGGUUUUUCAUCCCCGAAAUAGUAUCUUUGAAAAGUUGCACGAAAUUAUAAAGUUCGAAUUAGAAAAGUCCGGAAAUGAGAAACAAGCCCGUCGUCUUGAUGCUUUAGUUAAUACCCUUCCGGAAAUUAAAGAAUUUACGAGUCAACUUAUUUUUAUAUAUCUUGUUGCCAACAGAACUUGCAAAUUUUACGGUGAUUCUGAGAUGUAUGAACAUUCCGAGACUUAUUUAAAUCCGGAAUCAUCUGUUUCAUACAGCAAACUCACAGGUCUUAGUAAUCUUGGAUGUAUCAGUCCUUUCUCAUCAGUGAAAAUGCAAUAUUUGUCUACAACUUCAGUUAAUGCUUAUACAUUCCCAUCGGAGAACAUAGCUCUUAGUAAUCACUGUGCAUCAAGUGUUCUACUGAAGACCAUUCGCACCACCGCUUAUUCGAAUAACAUGUUUAACGUUGACCCUACUGGUGUUCCGAGUAGCAUUCACAUGAAUAACAGUUGGAUAAGGUUCAACAUUCCAAAAGCUUCACGAUGUCCAACAAUUUCUAGUGAUGUAGAUUGUACUCGCCCUUUGCCUAGAGCAUUGGAUGAAGAAGAUGAAGGUUACUGUGAGUCAUUUGUUAGGACAGAUUACCGUUUACUGAAUAAUGAAGACAUAGAAAAUGCCAUAUUUCGUCUUUUUUCUCAAUAUUCUACGGCCAUCGGUCAAAUGCUGGUUAAUGAAAUAUUCUACUCAUCUUUUGAACCAUAUUUCAAGGGGAUUCCGAGUGAUACAACUCUUCUAGCCAACAAAACUUUGGAUACUAUUUUGCCACCAGUAUCUCCAAGUUAUGUCCAGAACUUUUCCUGGGAAUCCAGAGGGAUCGGAUGUCUAAACAAGGAACUACCUUAUUUGAGUGAAACUGGUCCAAUUUCUGCCGAAGCUGUUCUCGCUGCCAAAAAGUCGAGAUUUGGUUUUUUGUCGAGCAAUAGCGAAGCGGAAGAGGCUCAAUCAACUGUAAAGCUCCAGAGUACCACAAUAAAAUUACCACUUACAUACAAUGAUAACUUUCUGCACGAUCUUUUGGUGUUGAGGAUAGGCAUUCAGUCUGAUAGGUUCCAGUUCUUGGGAACUUCCAGACCAAGUCAGACUGAAAAUGUUAAGCACUCUUUUUCAUAUCCACUAACUGGUCAUUUCUUGUGGAUACCACAUAAAUGUGAUCCUAUUACGUUGGGCGUUUCAUCCCAGUGCUUAUCACAUUUCGUCACUGGUCAUAUCAAAGUUGGAACUAAAUACAGACAGCUGUGUUGGUUUGCCCAUCACUCUAUUUCGCUAAUUCCGACUUGUGAAUCUGAUAAGUCUGUUUGGCUUGGACAGAUAUGGGCUUGCUUUAUUCAGGGAUUAAAAACUUGGUUACGUACGUACGAAAACUCGGUUCACUCAGUGUUAUCGAAGCUAUCGAACAUUGGCGAAUCUAAACUUCUUCUUAUUACAGAGAGCUUACAUUAUCUUUCAAAACAGAUUGAGUUUGUCUCCGACUUAUGCAUGCUCAAUUAUGAUCAAUCAAAUGUUUCCACAUAUCCACUGGCUAAACUUCAUGGCAUAGCGUUAUUGGCCUACUUAAUGUCAAAGACAGAUGGUUGUAUGUCUCAUGGAUGUGAACCAAUUGUAAGAUUGUUAUUUAAAGAAGCUGCUCGACCGUUUAUCAAAUUUCUUGAAGUGUUGGCUUUAGACGGAAUUUACGAUGAUAUUGGUAAUGAGUUUAGUUUGAUUGUUUCAAGUGAACAUUUAUUCAAACAAGAUAGUUCAUUUUGGACUGAAAGCUUUCAUUUUUCAACGUACGAUCAAAUACUGAACACUGAUAUUGGGACCGAAAAGCUGAUACGAGUUGCAUUGAGUCAGCUUUUACCAUCCGGAUUUAAAGAGGAAAUCUUGUGUUGUGCUAAGUCUGUGCUGUUGUUGAGGUCAAUCUGUCCAAAGCACUUUCUAUUUCAAACUCGCUCAAAAUUUCCAACACUUGGUUUUCUGGAGACUAUUGAAGAAAUGUCCGAUUAUAAUGACGCAUUCAAAAAAUACCAAAAAUUAUUACAAGAUACAGCCUAUGAACAUACAGCUACAAGAAAGCAAAAGAUUACUCAAAUGAUUAGUGAACGACAAAAUUUCUUGAAAUAUGUGAGUCAAGUUCAAUCAUCAAGAGUCGCAGCCAUUGAAGCUAAACGACGUGAACGAUUAAAGGCAUAUUUAACUAAACAGCAAACUGAAUUCGCUGAUUUAAAGUUAGCGGCUGAAAAUGCGGCUAAACAACGUCAAGAAGCAAUAGAAGCUGAAAAGAAAGCUGAUCAAAUGCUGUUGGAAUCAAUUUCUAUGUCUAAUAAGUAUCGAGAAGAAGUGAUAGCUGAAACCAAAGCUGAAUUAGAAGCAUUUUACACGAAUAUAAUACAACAAGCUGAUGAACGUAGAUUCAGUUUUGAAAAACAUAUUAAAAAUGAUCAUAUUCUUAUUGAGGCAUUGGAACCAAGUGCUAUUAAAGCAUUAGAAUUUAAAGCAAAUCGUUUUGCUCCCAUGAGUAAGGAUAAAUGGAAUGAAAAAUCUUCAGUUGAAAUUACUCCAAGUGUAUUUAAUCAGUCCUCUAAGAUGUGUAUCAUUCCAUCUGAAAUGGUUCAACAAGAAAAUAAUGAUCAUCAACCACAAUUACAAUUUCAUACUGUACAAAAUGAAAAAGAAAAUAACUUAGUUAAACCCGAUAAUUUAUUGAGUGAUGAUCCUUUAACAAUUCUACGUAUUAAAUUUCGUCAGCGUAAUAAAGAUGGAUGCAUAUUCAAAGAUCAAAUGUCAGAGAUAAUUUAUGGAGCUCAUGAAAAAUGUUCAGAUGAAAAAUCGAUUGAGCCUAAAUUUACCAAAUCUGCCGAUGCAAAUAAUUUGAAUACUUUAACAUCUAUGAAAUCCUUUCGGGAACGUAAUACUUUUGGUCACUCUUCUGAUUCAACUAUUCAGCAUAUACUCUAUGGUAAAGGUCUUGGUCCAUCAUCUAGGCCAUCAGUUUGGGAAGCAGAACGUGAGAAAGAGGAUGCAGUUCGCUUAGCUACGGAAUUGCCUGAACCGGACGCAGUCACAUUUUAUAAAGAAGCCUUAGAAUUUUCGGACAAUACGUCACCAGUAAAACCGUUUACCAAAGAAUUCCCAUCACUUGAUCAAAAUUGUCUUUCUGUGUCGUCAAUAUUCAAAAACUCUGAUUCAUCUGUACAGUCUUCAAAUGAACUUGACAAUUUGUUUAAAAAUUCAAAUGGUUCACUAUCAAUGCCCUUAAGUGUACUAAUCAACCGUUCCUUGAUUUGGCCUCUCAGUAUUCACAUGAAACAUGUUAACAAAACACUGUGCAAUUAUUUCAUAUUUGAUCUUCGUCUAUGUGAUCACUUUUAUUGUUUGUAUGAAACUUAUUUCCUAAACAAUGGAAGUUUUGCUCAACCAUUAUUGAAUGCUUUAUUUCAUAAGGCUUCUGGAACAGUUUAUGAUCGUGCCAGCAUAUUUGAUACACAUUAUCUUCAACAGCUUUUAAAAUCAGUCAGUUCAGAAAUGUCAAACCAACAAAUGUUAUCAAAUUUUAAUUCAGAUCUUAAUAAUAAUGAUAAACAUGACGAUGUUUCUGUUAAUUCUCCACUGUUAAACACUACAAACUUGAUUAAGAAUUACUUAGAUUUGAUCUCUUUGUCGUCAAUAUCAACAACAAAACAACUAUCAACUAUUGGUUCUUUAAAUAAUGAUUUCGAUGUAGAAUCAAAUCAUUCUAUAGUUGAUAAUAGUUCAUCUAUUAUUGACCAAUAUGAAUAUAUAUCUUUUAAGAAUUUACAUUUAAUGUAUAAUGCUCCAUGGCCAAUUAAUCUUUGUUUUAAUGUUAAUAUAAUCAAAAAAUACAAUUGUAUAUUUCAACGUUUAAUCCAAUGUCAAUUUGCUUUAUGGGCAUUGAAUUCAUGUAUUAUACAAUUAAAAAAUGAUCGUAAUUAUUGUUUAAAUCAUUUAUUAAAUUUAAGAAAUAUCUCUUCAUCUUCGACUUUAUCAUCAUCAUCACCAUCAUCAUCAUUCAUUACUCUAUUUGAUCAAUUAUCAAAAUCAUUUCAUUCUAUCUAUUUAUGGUUACAUGAAUUACAUCAAGUUAUUCAUAGUUUAAAUAUGCAUUUAUCAAAUCAUGUUAAUGCAUGUUGGAGUAAAUUUAUGAAAUAUUUAGGAUUAUCUAAUACAUUUUAUAAUUUUAUGUCCGAAGGUAAUUCAUUUAAAAUGUAUAAACAUAUCAUAGAAAAUAUUAUGGAUAAUGAAGAAUCUAUUAAAAGUGAACAAAUUAACAAUUUGAAUGUGUUGUUCAAUGCACAUGAAAAUUAUUUGAAUGAAAUUCUAUCUGGGCUUUUGCUGGAUGUAUCAGAUAGUGAAUUAAAUCUACUUUUCCAAGGUUUGCUGACAUGUGCACAUCAGUUUCAUCGUGCUUUAUUAACAGGAAGAUGGAUUGUUAAAUCAUCGCAUCAUCAGUUUAGUGAUAUUGAUGGUACUCAACAACAGUUAUUGAGUAAUGAACAGAUUGAGCAUACAGAAUGGAGGCAGUUGUAUGCGGUUCAUGCAAGUUUUCGAAGUUACAGUCAAUUUUUAAGACGUCGUGUUAAUCGAUUACUUGUUCAUGAUACUACUGAUGGAGGUAGCAGUGUUAGAAGCGCUAGGUCAAAAUUGGCACAGUUAACUAUAAUAUUUGGUUUAAAUGAUUUUUAUACUUCGACAAAUGCUGAAUUAAAUAUUAUUUGA
Schistosoma mattheei is the source of this 4932-nucleotide messenger RNA. The record is from the annotation of a GenBank genome assembly. NCBI's taxonomy places the organism in Eukaryota, Metazoa, Platyhelminthes, Trematoda, Strigeidida, Schistosomatidae.